Messenger RNA from Phlebotomus argentipes, 863 nucleotides. RefSeq lists its product as uncharacterized. The record is from RefSeq and is a predicted model, not a curated record. Lineage: Eukaryota; Metazoa; Arthropoda; Insecta; Diptera; Psychodidae. The transcript has 2 exons. Bases 33 to 647 code for a protein of 204 amino acids.
GUUUUGCACGAAGUAAAGUGAACGAUUCGCUCAUGUCUUAUUCCAUAAUUGAGGAGAAUAUAACAAUUUGUUGGCACGACGAAGAUGCUGAAGAAUCAACACCAACACCGGUAAUAACUCUAUCCAUUUUCAUUCUUGCCAUUGGCAGCAUUAUAUACUGCCUAUGCAAAAGGUGCCGCAGAGGUUCUAUGAAUCAGCCUGACGAGCGGACCAACAUUGUGGGAACUUCCGGCAAUCAGACAUCCGCAAGGAGUCAGUAUUUUAACUUAAAUGAGUUGAAAUCCGACCUUGAAUCCGACCUACGUCCUAUUGGACCUCCUCUUGAAACGCAAGAACAGCAAAAUCCUUCUUUUCCUCUGAAUGACCCCAUGCCAAUGUCUUCAAUGGAGCCCACUGUGCCCUCGGAAAAUCCACCUCCACUCGCAAAUGAUACCUUAAAUGAGUUGCAAUCCGACCAACGUCCUAUUGGACCUCCUCCUGAAAUGCAAGAACAGCAAAGUACUCCUCAUCUGAAUGACCUCAUGCCAACGACAACUCCUUCAAUGGUGCACACUGCGACUCUGGAUCGUCCACCUCCGCCCGCAGGUGAUGCAAAACCACAGUCUAAUGAACAGGUCCAGCAAGUCAUGGGAGAUAAGAACGGAUAAGAGUCUUCAUGACAAUUAAACCCAUGCAAUAGUAGUCAUCUAGGGCCUCUACUGAAGCCAGUAAAACCUCAGGCUAAUGUGCUUUAUUUUACAAUCUACCUCAAUUUAAAGGCUCUUUCUUAAAAGAGCCGAUAUUACAUGAAUGUUUGGAAUUGUGAUGUAUUUAUUAUAUGCAAUGUGACAAUAAAAAGUGUGCCAAUUCACAAAACUUUCUAG